Megalobrama amblycephala (Wuchang bream) is the source of this 5239-nucleotide messenger RNA. It is a transcript of the gene nab1b, whose product is annotated as NGFI-A binding protein 1b (EGR1 binding protein 1). Gene Ontology annotation, cellular component: nucleus. Gene Ontology annotation, molecular function: transcription factor binding; transcription coregulator activity. Gene Ontology annotation, biological process: negative regulation of DNA-templated transcription. NCBI's taxonomy places the organism in Eukaryota, Metazoa, Chordata, Actinopteri, Cypriniformes, Xenocyprididae. The record is from RefSeq and is a predicted model, not a curated record.
GACAAAAGGAUCUUUUAUCUGAUCACGGACUGGAGAACUAAUGGAGCAGCUGUCAGAUCUGUGUGCCCAGACCGUAAUGACAUCGGCUUCACCAGAACAGAACAGGUAUGGCAGCGACUUUACCCAGAACCCUUGGGGAGUUGCAGCUCUACCGCAUCCUUCAGAGGGCCAACCUGCUGUGCUACUACGACGCCUUCAUCCAACAGGGCGGCGACGAUGUUCAGCAGCUCUGCGAGGCAGGCGAGGACGAGUUUCUCGAGAUCAUGGCACUCGUGGGCAUGGCCAGCAAGCCACUGCAUGUCAGACGCCUACAGAAAGCUCUGCGUGAUUGGGUCACAAACCCUGCCCUGUUCAAUCAGCCCCUCACGUCCCUGCCCGUCUGCAGCAUUCCCGUCUACAAGCUGCCCGAAGGGUCACCCACAUUGUUGCCUGGUAACGGUGCCCGUGGAGACACCCAAGUCAAAGUGCCCAAGUGUUUGGCAGCUGCUUGUGUAGAUCCCGGAAAAGGAGAAUCAGGCAACGGGAACUCCUCGGCCACCGUUUCGCCCCUACAGAGUGGCAGCGAACCACGUUUUUGGGCCAGUCAUGGCACGGAGAGCGAGCACAGCCUCCCAGCAGAACUGGGCUCUCCGUCUUCCCCUCGGGAUGGCCUUGAGGCGCUUGACGCAGCUGCUGUUCAAUCCGUGGCUGAGUGCGUGGAAAGAAUCUCUCAGACUUUGCCCAAGAGUGACCCCGGAGAGGUUAAAGAACAGUUGAAGGGAAAUAAGAAGCUUGCCAAAAUGAUCAGCCACAUCUUCGAUAUGAGCGACGAGGAUCCGCACCGGGAAGAGGAAAUCCGCAAGUAUAGCGCUAUAUAUGGCAGAUUCGACUCAAAAAGGAAGGAUGGGAAGCAUCUGACUCUGCAUGAGCUGACUGUGAAUGAGGCUGCGGCGCAGCUUUGUAUGAAGGAGGUGGCAUUGCUGACUCGCAGAGAUGAGCUUUUCGGACUGGCACGUCAGGUCUCCCGAGAGGUCACCUACAAAUACACCUACAGAACAAGCAAAUCUCGAUGUGGGGACAGAGAUGAGCCCUCGCCCAAGAGAAUUAAAACUGAGGAGGGCUGUUUUGACCUCCAGGAGGCGCUGCAGGCUAUUCACAUGCGCCAGGAGACCCUUAAGGAGCAGCUAGCCCACGCCAGAUCUAAAGGAGAGGAGACGGUUGGGCGGAAUAUCCAGGUUCAGCUGGAGCGUCUGUUGGCCAAGCAGAUGGAGAUACUGCAUGAUGCCGCGGCGCAGGACAGACUGCAGGCUCUAGAGUGGAGGGUUCCACCAGGGCCCUACAAACACAGCACAGAGAGGCAGAACAGCAAUGGGCUCUCAGCUGACAAAAACUCUGACCAGCAGGGAGAGAGACCACUGAAUCUGAGGGUGACCAGUCAGAGGCUGAGCGCACCAGACGGAGACACGCCUCUCGGAAAGCAGCUGGCAAAUGAGUUGAAGAGGCAUCAUCAUCAUCACGCUAACGCUGAGAGCAAGACGUCAGCAGCCACAGAAAACGGAGGAGAUUCAUCGUCACGUGCCCUCAACCUCUCUGAGAAGAAGACCAUCAAAUCAGAGCCGGAGGAUUCCAGAUAGCAGCCCUGAAUGCUUUCGUUUCAAACCUACAACAAUACACGUCGUCUGUCAGUGAAUACUAAACAAGCACAACUACAGUAGAGCCUUAACAACCAAUGUUGCCUCAAAAUAGAAUUUAUUUUAGUUUCUCACCAUUUUUGUUUUUGCCAAAGCACCUAGAGUCCUUAUUUCCAUUCUCCUGAGUAGAUUCACACUGUUUGUGCUGUCACUGACUGUACUUGUUCAAUUCUCACUAGUUCUAAUCACCUGUUUUUAUCUCUUCAUGCUCUCCUAUCGGUAUGGACCACGAAGUCCGCUAUUUGUACAUACAUAGAAAGUGUCUGUUUGAAAAUGGUUAAAUGUUAUUUAAAUACAGUACGUGUUGUAUGUAUAUAUGAAUGCAUGUAAAAUUUCACUGAAACAGAGGAACGCAGUGUUUUUGAAGUUGCCAGUACGCAGCUGUUGUUGUCGCCUAUUUAAGUGAGCCUACUGGAUUGCAUUUCUCUUUAAAGACCCCAUGCAGUCACUUUCAUUUCCUGUAUUGACUAUUUCCUGUUAUAACAGGAAGUCGGUAGGACACAUCAAUGGGUUUGUUCCUUUUUUAAAUAUCCAGUAGGCUUUAUUUACGCCUUGAACCGUGAUUUGCUAUUGCUAGUCGACAGCAGGUGGUAUUAUUAGCAGGAGUGAUAUCAUUCUAGAGAGCAUUUGAUUGGAAAAAAAUCUGACGCAUUGAUAUUAGGGCUGCAGUGAUAUAUCGAAAUUGAUAUUGCAAUAUGGCUUAAUGCAGUAGGCUGCGAUUUAUUUCAGACUGAAGCUCUGCACAUGUGCAGCUCAUGAUACAGUUUCAGCACUGUAAAUGAAAAGGGCCUCGUUUUACUCUAAAACCGGCCGUGCGUAUGUUUAUUUGCCAGCAAACGGCCAUAAUAAAAGCUUGAUUUAACGUUUAAAAAAAUGAAGAAAUUAAGAUGUAAAUAUUAGUACUGUAUUUUUACAGUUGUUAUAAAAUACAAUUAUUAUUAUUAUUUUAAUAAAUACUCCUAUUUUUAUUUACAGUGUAGUAGUAGUAUUGCAACAUUUCUUAUUUUAAUAUUUUUAUUUAAUAAUAAUUACAAAAAAAAUAUAUUAUAUUGUCUGAAUGAGUCAAAAACAGAUUUGAAAGAGGUUUGAGUUGGUUUUUGUAAAGACUACCCAAGUGAGAACAUCCAAAUUUCCCAAAGUUUUCUUAAAUCGCUGAACCCUAAAGUGAUAGUUCACACUCAAGAAUUUUUUUUUUUAGUUUUAUUUUCAGGUCCCAUUUACACUAGUGUGUUUUCGUUUUAAAAUGCGUACGUUUACGCCUGUUGUUUACAAUACGCCGGCAUUUUCAAACCUCGAAAACGCCGCAGGGUCCGUUUUAGUUUAAAAACAUUUCAGUAUAAACAAACCAAAACGGAGACUUUUGAAAACGAUGGCACGGCUGCCCACGUUCGCUCUGCAUAUCCUUGACGACCAUGUAAACAAUAACAUGGAGACUGAACUGCAAUCUUUGCUGGCUUUGUUGUAAUUUUUAGCAGCCAUUGUGUUAAACUCUGCAUUUUUUUAAUACUGCAGCUGCCUACAUGCGCGAGAGGCAACUGUUUACACUUGUACGCGCAUGCCCAGUGUGCAUGAACUCUCAUGUGACAAGGGUUUUCGGUCAUGUAGUAUAGACUGAGAUCGUUUCUGAAGCACUGUGGAAAUGCCAGUGUAGACGAAGAUCGUUUUCAUUUUAAAACGCCGUUUUAAAACGAAAACGCACUAGUGUAAACGGGGCCUCAAACAAAAUCAACCCAAACAUUCUAGAAUUAUUCAUUCUUUCCAAAUAUAGCUACUCAAGUCAUCUGGUGGAAGUUGCUGUAUUUUUUUCACAUCGCAAUAUAUUCACAGAAAAACAAAAUAUCGCAAUAUUUUUUUCAAUAUCAUGCAGCCCUAAUCAAACGUUUUGGUUGUUUAUCCCAGAAGAGAAAGACAAAGCGUUUAAAUUCGUAACGUUUGUCAGCGUUUAGUACACUAGCGUAUAGAUGACCUCAAAGCUAGUAACGUUACAUAUGAAUACUCUAAUUUUGAUCUCAUGGGGUCUUUAAGGGAGUCGACGAUGCUAACGAAUCUGAAUUUAAAAGUCUCUACUAUGGUGCUAUGGUUGAAUUUACUUGCGUAACAGAGGAAAACUGCGGUACACGUUGCUAUUUAAACACUGAAAUCUCGGAGCCAGCCGUUUGGCUUUCUUGAACGAAUAGUAAUGCCUGAUUUAUUCUGAUACUAAGCACAAUUAAUAUAUGUCAUCGUACUCUAUACAUCCCAACAAAAUGCUAAUAUAGACAAGCAUGUCUCCCCUCCUGAACGUCAUGUAAAUAGUUUGAAAACAUUCCCAACUGACUGGACUUGAAAACAGGGCGUCAUUACUGCACCGUUCCAGUCUUUAUCAUAAUCAUGUAAUGUAUUUGUAUUACUGAAUAUUUAGUCGUAGAGCAAUACCGGGUAGCUGUUGUCACUUAACUCAGUGAACGUGUCUAGGUGUCCCAACCUCAGAGGGACAUUCACUGUACAGUAUUUCUACUCCGUUUCGUAGUGUAGACAUAGUCUUAGAUUCAGCUAACGUGCAAAUGUAUGUGAAACUGAUAUGCACUAGUGUUUGAUUCUCGAAUUUGCAUCCUACUGCUCAUCGUUUUCGUGUUUCUCAAUGGUGAUACGUGUUUUUGUAGGACUUGUACCCGUGAAAUCAUCGGUUCGGCUUCGAGUCGCACUCUUUAUGUAGUUUUAAAGUAUCACGUGAGGUGAAGUAGGCACGAGAUAAUCAGGUUUUCCACAAUUACAUGUCUGUAAUGUACCGGUCAAGCUGUUAUAUAAUCUGUAUUUGUGUCGAUGACAAAUACCUCUCUAUAUCGGUACCAAGAGACCGAUUUUUAAUGUCCUGAUCAUACACUUCAGUAUUUUGAGGGAAUAUGUGGAAAUAUUGUGUGUGCUUUUAUUUUUUUAGGAGACUAAAGAGAUCUCGAGUAUGCAAAAUCUUAAUUUAAGUGCCAUUUUAAACAUGUUUUUGAGAGCGUGCGAUAAGUCGGUGGGUUACGAGAUGUCCCGUGCGAUAAAGACGAGCGUUAUGUGAAUAUUUAUUGACAUUUUUGCCUUAGUUUAAAAGCAUUCCAUGUUACAAUUCUUUGCCGGUGGUAGUUUAUUUUGGGUGUUCGUUUUAGGUGGAAUGGAAAAUGAGAUUUGGGAAGUUGUAUGAACAUCUGAGACUUAAAUCCUUGGCAAUAUCAAGCUCUCUAAGAGCACUGGAACAAAAUUUGCUUUGGAAAAAAUCUGAUUGGACCUCACUGAUUACAUCGUUACCAAUGACCUAUAUAGCAAGACAUAUCUAGACGCCUACCUUUGUUCCUUGCUUGUUACUGUCUUUAACCACUCACAGAAAUGAUCAGUCUUUCUCUAAUCUUUGUACUUGCUUUGUAUAAUAGACUUAUGCAUCUUGGACUGUGGGAUGAAACUGUGUUGUCAGUAGAACUUGUUCUCAUCACUUUUGAGUAGAGAGUACAUUAGGAUAUGCAUACGGUAGUCCUGCACAUAUUGUUUUGUAAACACUAAUAUAUUUAAUUUGUUAUACAGUACAUGAACAUUAAACUCUAUUUUUUUGA